AUGGAAGAAGCAGCCUAUCCGAUCGAGAAAAGCAGCGACAUGCAGCCACCACCGACUUACAGACAGCAACAGCAGCCACCGGAGCAGUUUCCGACUCAGCCUCAAUCAGCUGCGUAUAUCCACACGCACCAACCUCAACAGAUGGUGUAUCUCAACACUCGUCAGCCUCAACAUUAUCCGGCCAUGAGACAGACGGUCGUAAACGCUCCAAUGGUGAGAGACUACAUGGCCGCAUCUAUCUUUACCUGUCUCUGUUGCUUCUGGCCAAUCGGAUUAUUUGCUAUUCUCUACUCAUGCAAGGUGCGAGAAGCUAGACAAGUGGGUGACGACAACAACGCAUUGAAAUAUUCCAAGACGGUACGCAUUUUGAACGUCGUUGGAGUAAUUUUCGGACUCAUCUUUCUUGCUGCUCUGAUCGCCGUGCUAGCAACGCAGACCUCCAUUAUUAGGGUUUGCGCGACGACCGAUCGUCGUAACGGUAAGUGUUGAUGUGUAUCUCAUCAACACUCUAAAACCAAGUCACCGAACGUCAGACAGGAAUGACAGCAACUAUUAUCUAUCUUGGUCUUGAUUUAGUGUGCAUUCAGUUUGACUCUCAAGCCUGCAUGUAUUUGAUGGUAAUUGGAGCUCAUCAAUCUAAUUUGCUAUAGAUUUGAGUGUGUGCGUAUAGGAUUGCAAGAAAUAUGUUUUAGCUUUAGAGCACGUUCUUGAGAAUGUUAGAAAAUUUGUGA
Messenger RNA from Corticium candelabrum, 731 nucleotides. Its product is annotated as transmembrane protein 233-like. The transcript has 3 exons. Lineage: Eukaryota; Metazoa; Porifera; Homoscleromorpha; Homosclerophorida; Plakinidae. The record is from RefSeq and is a predicted model, not a curated record. Gene Ontology annotation, cellular component: membrane. Bases 1 to 489 code for a protein of 162 amino acids.